Sorghum bicolor (sorghum) is the source of this 2323-nucleotide messenger RNA. RefSeq lists its product as uncharacterized. Lineage: Eukaryota; Viridiplantae; Streptophyta; Magnoliopsida; Poales; Poaceae. The record is from RefSeq and is a predicted model, not a curated record. The transcript is spliced from 9 exons. Gene Ontology annotation, cellular component: catalytic step 2 spliceosome. Gene Ontology annotation, molecular function: RNA binding; zinc ion binding. Bases 385 to 1944 code for a protein of 519 amino acids.
GAAACAAGGCCUCACUGGAAUUUCUCCCCUAUCGCGAGUUCGCGACUCGCACGAGUCGGUGAGGCCACGGCGCGUGACCUAAGAGCGCCGCCGCCCGAGCAUCCUCCUGCCUCCGUCGACACCCGCCGGCGGCCAGCGCCCGCCGCCUCGUUCUCCCCACCCCGGCCGCCCCGCCCCGCCGGCCGCCACCAUCCUCCACCGAACAAGCCUCGACGCCGGCGCGAGCGAGCUACGGGGACGGCACUGGCCGCACGCACGGGGCGAGCCUCACGACUGGACGAACGCCGCCGGCCCUCCGCCCGGUCUUCUUCGGCCCCUGCGACGAGCACCCCACAAGAUUCGGUCCGGAAUGUUCAAUGCAUAGUGUAUUUGCCCCGCAAAGAAAUGGCAUCAGACGAGUUCAUCAGCCUUGAGUCACCUUGCGAGGCUGAUGCGCAAGAUGAAGGGGGAGACGUUCAGGUAGCUCCUGAUGUGAAUGGGGCGGAGCCUCUCGCAUCUGAACUCCAACCAGAAGGGGAAUCUGGUGUUCUGGGCAGUAAUCCGAAGCCAUCAGCUGGGAACCUGGAUCUUGAAGAGGGGCAAAUGGAAGAUAUGGACAUCACGGAUGAUGACAUAGUGGUUGGAAAGGAUCAGCACGUGACCAGCGUUGCAGCUGUGCAGACGGUGAUCGGUUUUGAGGUGAAGCUGGACAAGGGUGAUGUGACUGAAAAUGCACCAAUUUACGAGUCAAACAGCAUCCCCGUUGAAGAAAGUUCCUCAAGAGGAGUUAAAAGAGCCCGUGUGGAAUCAAAGGAGCCUUCUAUUCGUGUCAUCUACAGUGACUUGACAAGGGAAAGCAAAAGAAAGCUUAUGCAACUGAUGCAACAAUGGUCUGAGUGGCAGGCCAGAAGGCAGCACCAUUUGAAGGAAGCUGUGGAAGGGACCUUAGAAAGUGGUGAAGAGACUUAUUAUCCAGCAUUACAUGUUGGUUCAGAGAAAUCUUGUGCUGUGUCAUUUUGGGUGGAUAACCAAGCAAGGGAAAGUGACAUCGUAGAUGAUGAUUCUGUUCCACUGUACGAUCGGGAGUUUACCUUGGGCUCGACUCCUCUGGGUGAUUCAUCAAACACUGAAAGGGCAGAUAAGGACGAUUCACGCUGUUUCAAUUGUGGUUCUUAUAGCCAUGCUCUGAAGGAUUGCCCAAAGCCUCGGGACAACUUCGCAAUUAGCAAUGCCCGGAAGCAGCACAAUUUGAAAAGAAACCAAUCUAAUGUGAACCGUGUACAAAAUCGAUACUACCAGAAAACUCCUGGCAAAUUUGAUGAUCUGAAAGCUGGAGUACUGGGACCUGAAACUAGACAGUGCUUGGGGAUCGGGGAAAAUGAUCCCCCUCCUUGGCUGCAUAGAAUGCGUGAGUUAGGGUAUCCUCCGGGCUACCUAGAUGUGGUUGACGAUGAAGAUAAACCUUCUGGUAUCACCAUAUUUGGAGAUGGUGAGAUGAAACUAGAGUAUGAGGAGGGAGAGCUUUCAGAGCAAGCCGAGGCAUCCCCACCUAAGAAAAGGAUGACAGUGGAAUUCCCUGGAAUAAAUGCCCCCGUCCCAGAGAAUGGUGACCAGUGGCUGUGGGGUAGUGCCCCACCCCAGUCCUCAAGCCGCCACCACUCAUUGGAUUCGAGGGAUUACCGUGAUAGAGGACCUCCUGGUGCUGAUCAUUAUUCAUCGAGAUACCAUUCCCACGAUUAUGGGCCUUUGAGCCCAAGCUUAGGGAGGUCACACUCAGACAGGGGGUGGAGAAGUCCGCCUCGUUAUGAUAAUCCACCAGCAGACGAUGGUGCCUGGACGCCGCAUUCAUACCCCAGCAGGCAGUACUCGGGCCACUACAGCUCGAGCUCUGAUAUGUCGUCACGCCAUUCCAGGGAUAGAGACAGAGACAGGCAUGACAGCAGGCACUACCACCACCGCAGAUGAGUCAAGCCUGCAGCUGAUUUGUAUCAUAUCCUUUUGCUGAAGAAUCCUAUACUUGACGCCUUCGAUCUGACAUAGAAGCAGUCCUGUUAUGGUUUCUGAAGUUUUGAAAUGUCCAUCCCUUCCAAUAUAUUUUUGCAGCACUGCUCCUCAAUCCAUGGUAGGCAGUGACCUUAUCUCAUCUGGUCCUCGAGUCCUUGACUGAGCUGUAUCUGUGUUGUAUGACUGCCUUUCUCUCAUCUGCAACUCCUGCUCAUUUCUUGACAGUUGUGGCAUAUACUGUAGAAUGUAAAUCUCAAUCCUGUUGUGGACAAAAGAAAGAUGGAUUCAUGCAUGUUCGCUAAAAGCAUGUUGCGUCGGUAAAGACUGAUGAUUCGAGCUA